Hypomesus transpacificus is the source of this 2582-nucleotide messenger RNA. RefSeq names its product SH3-domain GRB2-like endophilin B1a (gene sh3glb1a). Bases 181 to 1251 code for a protein of 356 amino acids. NCBI's taxonomy places the organism in Eukaryota, Metazoa, Chordata, Actinopteri, Osmeriformes, Osmeridae. Gene Ontology annotation, molecular function: protein binding. The transcript is spliced from 9 exons. Gene Ontology annotation, biological process: membrane organization. Gene Ontology annotation, cellular component: cytoplasm; membrane. The record is from RefSeq and is a predicted model, not a curated record.
GAGGUAUACGUAGCCGCGCACGGCGCGAUGACACGGAGAAAGUCUAGAGCCUGUUUGGGUUUGAGUUUUAAAGCGUUUGGAAACUCUAUGAAAAAAAAGAAAGUAUUGCUUGACUGGCUGUAUGGAUCAGAUAUAGUUGUAUUCACAUUUAUACGUGGCCUUUAAAAUUCACAACUUAAUAUGGAUUUCAAUGUCAAAAGAUUAGCUGCGGACGCAGGCACUUUUCUCAGCCGUGCUGUUCAAUUCACAGAGGAGAAGCUGGGCCAAGCAGAGCGGACGGAGCUGGACGGGCACCUGGAGAACCUGCUAAUGAGAGCUGAGAGCACCAAGCUGUGGACUGAGAGAGUCCUGAAGCAGACGGAGGUGCUGCUGCAGCCAAACCCCAAUGUGAGAAUAGAGGAGUUCCUGUAUGAGAAGCUGGAGAAGAAGGCUCCCACACGCAUGAACAACCAUGAGCUGCUGGGACACACCAUGAUCGAGGCUGGGAACGAGUUUGGUCCCGGCACAGCCUAUGGAAACGCCCUCAUCAAAUGUGGUGAGACGGAAAAGCAGAUUGGAGGAGCUGAGAGGGAGUUCAUCCAGUCCUCUGCCAUCAACUUCCUGACACCCUUCAGGAACUUCCUGGAGGGAGAUUUCAAAACCAUCUUGAAGGAACGCAAGCUGCUGCAGGUGAAGCGUCUGGAUCUGGACGCUGCCAAGACCCGGCUGAAGAAGGCCAGAGUAGCAGAUGCCAGAGCAGUGGCGGAGCAGGAUCUCAGGAUGACCCAGAGUGAGUUUGACAGACAAGCUGAGAUCACCAGGCUUCUACUGGAGGGAGUCAGCAGCACCCAUGCCCACCACCUGCGGUGUCUGGAUGACUUUGUGGAGGCUCAGACAACCUACUAUGCCCAGUGUUACCAGUAUAUGGUGGACCUCCAGAAACAACUGGGGAGCUUCCCCUCCACCUUCUCCAACAACAACCAGUCUUCCGGCUGCUCUGGCGCCAGCAUCUCUGUGCCGACCAUUCCAGUGUCGUCGUCCGUGCCCAGCCCGGGACAGGUGCGCGGUGAAAUCAACGAGCUGAAGUCUGGCAGUCGCAAGGCUCGCGUACUGUACGACUAUGACGCUGCUGGCAGCAGUGAGCUGUCCCUCCUGGCUGAUGAGGUCAUAAUGGUGACUGUCGUCCCAGGCAUGGACUCUGAUUGGCUGAUGGGUGAGCGGGGGAGCCAGAAGGGGCGGGUACCCAUCACCUACCUGGAGCUACUCAACUGAAACCACCGCUGCCCCGCCCCCUACGAAACACCACCCGCUCCAAACUACCACUCCCUCCAAAACACCGCCCCACCCACCUACGAAAUACCACCCGCUCCGAAUAUUUAUACUCAUAUUUAUAUUUUGUGGCAGGGUCACAUGCACACUUCCAUUCUGUCAAAUUGACCUAAUUCAGGAGCAUGAACCCUGAAGCUGUCAGGGUUAGGGUCAUGUCCUGUCAGGGUUAGGGUCAUGUCCUGUCAGGGUUAGGGUUAUGUCCUGUUAGGGUUAGGGUUAUGUCCUGUUAGGGUUAGGGUCGUGUCCUGUUAGGGUUAGGGUUAUGUCCUGUCAGGGUUAGGGUCAUGUCCUGUUAGGGUUAGGGUCAUGUCCUGUUUGAGGUCAGUCUCUUCUUGAAGGACCGAGACAUCACACGUGGUCCUCAGUAGAUUUCAGUUAACCAGCAGAAUGUGAAUGGAAGUGUGAUGGGCUCGUUGCUUGCUAUUUGUUAGUGUUUAUACAAGCCGCUUCUCUGCUUCUCCUACAAUACAUGGCAAAAAUCUUCCAGAACCUUCCUACAUGUUCCUCUUGUUUACAGCCCUCCUGACUCUGGUGGCCUUCAAAGCUCUUGUGUCACUUCUUUAUUCACUAUUAGUCCAGUUUGAUAUCUGGGUGAACUGCUACACACUUGUUUUAAUACUUGCAUCAAAAAGCACUUUUUGAAUAGAAAGACAGAUCUGAACAUUUCUUUUGAAAAGUCUUAGAGUGUUAUUUUAUAGUUGUCUUUGUUCUGAUGUAAGUGCCAUGUUUGUUUGGUCAUUGGGUAUGUCCCGGUCCUGUUCUCAGAGGGAGGCUUGACCAGGAGCAGGUCCUCUUGGCCCUGAGCGUUUCUCCUCAGGGAAGACCCCAGUGAUUAAAUCAUGUCUUACCCUUACCACUGUGUGCCUAACCUGUAGUUGCCAGAAGCCACAGGAAGUACUUUCAACAAGAGAAGCAUUUUAAACCGGAAAACUAUAUUGAAACCCUAAUCUAUAUUUUUAUUUGGAGGAUUAUGGACCAGUACUAGUAAACAAAUAUUUUGACUCAAUAGACUUUAUGAAGUGGAAGGGGGUUCUGGUUAGGGCUGGAUGAUGCAGCAGCUGUUGUAAUACACUAGGCCUGUUGUCACUCCUCAAACUGCAAGGAUGUUUGUCUAAGUUAUCAUCUCCUACUAAAAAUGUGCCUCUCAUUUCCUCAGCCUCAAACGUACACAAUCAUUGUGUCGUUUCUUCUGGAAGUUGUAGUACAUAAUGGCUAAUUGCUGUUCAUUGUUUUGUUUAUCUAUGCAACAACGUAUUAAAGGAAGAAAACCUGUA